AACUUCGAAACGAUGCGACUUGGGGGGUCGGAGUUUGGCGGACGCCGAAAUCCUGAUAAUGCAAUUGAUACUGGACGUCGAGGCCGUGUUGAUGGGAACUUCGGAAGCAAAACACGCAAUUUCAGCCCAGCAGCUGAUGGCUUCGGAGAACGCAGUGGCAACUACAGUGAUCCAUGGUCAAACAAUGAGAGUGAUCGAAACAGAUAUGAAGGCUCUGGCUACCGAAGUAACCGUUUUGGCGGCGGUGGAGGCUUUCGCGAUGGUGAUCGAAAUAGUGGGUUUCGAGAUAACGAACGGACCAGUGGGGGCUUCUUUGAUAGCGAACGGGAUGGCAGAGGUUACCGUGAUAACGAGCGUGGUGGUAAAGAUUUUCAUGACGGUGAACGCAACAGCGGAGGUUUUCGCGAAAGAGGGCGCCGUGGUGGAGGAUCAACUUCUUGGGAUAAUGGACGCAGUGGCGGAGGUUUUCGCGAUAACACGCGUGGUGGUGGCAGAUUCCGUGAUAAUGAACAUAGCGGCAGUUGGGGUUCCCGCGAUAACGAACGUGGCAGUGGAGGUUUCCGUGACAACGACCGUGGUGGUGGUUUUCGUGACAGCGAUCGUAGCGGUGGCUGUCAUAACUGUGGGAAGCCAGGCCAUUUCGUACGUGACUGCCCGGAGCCUCGCAGCGGUGGUUUAGGUGAAGGCCGGAGUGAAGGACGUAGUGCUUUUGGUGGUGGUCGAGGUGGAGGACGCGGCGGUUUGAGCGAUAACCGAAAUUGGAAUUCAAGACGUCCUUCUGAGAAGAGCGAUCAGCCUCGUCGUCCCUUUCUAGACCGUGACACUCAGAUACUGAGAGAUGAGGACCCGAUGAGUUUGGAUAGUUGCUGUGUUAUUGGUUUGAAGACAUCUAGUGUAACAUGA
Gongylonema pulchrum is the source of this 903-nucleotide messenger RNA. The record is from the annotation of a GenBank genome assembly. Lineage: Eukaryota; Metazoa; Nematoda; Chromadorea; Rhabditida; Gongylonematidae.